UGGUCUUGCUUUGUGGCAUCAGCACCUCGAUCGACUUCAUUCACUUCCACGCUCAACACACACAACCGUUACAAGAUAUGGAGCCAUCACAGGACUUUACUAGUUUCUUGCUCGGCAGACCCGUUAUCGUCAAGCUCAAUUCAGGAGUCGAUUAUAGAGGAAUUCUUGCCUGCUUGGACGGAUAUAUGAACAUUGCACUGGAGCAAACGGAGGAAUACGUCAACGGCCAAUUGAAGAACAAGUACGGCGACACGUUCAUUCGCGGAAACAAUGUUUUGUAUAUCUCGACUGCAAAGGGAACAUAGAAUGGCGAAUGAUGGGUCAUCUCAAAGGACAAGACGUCAAUCAGAUUGAAGACAACAGACUAAGCCCGUUACCCCAACAAUCAACACGUUGUACACUUGCAAUAAACACCUGUAGAAAACA
This is a messenger RNA of Gamsiella multidivaricata, 426 nucleotides long. Its product is annotated as putative membrane-associated protein. The record is from RefSeq and is a predicted model, not a curated record. Gene Ontology annotation, molecular function: RNA binding. NCBI's taxonomy places the organism in Eukaryota, Fungi, Mortierellomycota, Mortierellomycetes, Mortierellales, Mortierellaceae. Gene Ontology annotation, cellular component: nucleolus; P-body; sno(s)RNA-containing ribonucleoprotein complex. The transcript has 3 exons. Gene Ontology annotation, biological process: maturation of SSU-rRNA; mRNA splicing, via spliceosome. Bases 78 to 305 code for a protein of 75 amino acids.